CAAAGAAUUGGAAAUGGAAAGUACGAAGUACAAAUGAAAAGAGACAAAAGUGGCGCAAAAGUGAGAAUAGUGGAAGAAACGGAGGGGUAUUCAAGCAAAACGUUAACCCAAGAAUAAUCGCGCUCAGUGCGCCAGAUUAGGGUUCUUAGUGGCGUUGUGCACUCAUCUUGUACUAAAAGGACACACUUUUCCAUACUAGUUUCACCAUCUUCUAGCUGGGUUAUUUAUCUGAGCGCCGCACUCUGAUCGCCGUCAGCUUCCGCCCCCUCGAUGCUUAAUUUUUCUCUGAGUAUAAAUAUUUAGAGAUUUGCGUCGUUGACGGACUCUACUGUUGAGAGAGCAAUUAUUGGAGCUGGUUUUUUCCAAGCUGGGGACUUGGAAGAACUGAAAUAGGGUCUACUGAUAUCUCAGUUUAAUGAUCUUUUUUGGGCUACGAAUAUCCUGUAGAAGCUAACAUAGUGAUUAUAUUUGUGAGUCCUCUAAAACAUUGCUAAAACGGGGUCUCUUUGCUGUGUGGCUUCAAGGCCACAUAGGUCGAGUGGAACUAGCGGGGAGUGGUCUACGGGACCACAUGAGCCUCACUGGAGAACUAAUUCCAGCUUUUCCCCACCACCAGCAAGAUGGGAUUUUCGGUUCCAAUCUGAAGCCUUAUCGUUUGGUUCUAAUGAUGGAUCCCAGUUACAUGGAUCAUCAGCUUCGUCGAAUAGCAGAGAAAGUAGAAGCUGGGUAAGGGGGAACCAUUUGACUAAUCACUAUUAUAGUAGCCCAUCUGACAACUCUCCCAUUCAGCAAUGGAUCCCCUCUGCCAUACAAGAUAUCAGCAUUAAUGAUUAUGAUGCUUCGAGGCAAGUUUUGAGGGCUUUACCAUUUUCACCAACAAUGGAGGUAACCUCGAUUGCUAGGGAUGGAAGAGUCUCAAUUUCUUCCCGAUCCGACAGUAGUGACAGUGAAUCCAUGACCAAAUCACAUUCUUCUCAUCGUAACUUUCCAAGUCGUCGCUACUUCAUGUCCAACCCAGUCCACCCACUCUCAAUCCCGUCCGGAACACCUAAAAGAGGAGUGUUUGGUUUUUCUCAAUUUCGUUCAACCACUCCACUCAGAGAAAAACACCGAUUCAGCAGUGCUAGUUGCAGUGUUGACCUCUGGGAGGAGGCUACCGACCCGCCUGCUGAAACUGACGGGUUAACUAGUAGGUCUCUUAACGUAUCUGACAGUCCCAUCAAAUGUGGUUUGUGUGAUAGGUUUCUCUCACAGAGGUCUCCUUGGAGUUCCAAGCGAAUCGUCCGAACUAGCGACAUGCCAGUCGCCGGGGUCCUCUCGUGCCGUCAUGUUUUCCAUGCCGAAUGUUUGGACCAAACGACACCUAAGGCCCGUAAGAGCGACCCUCCAUGCCCGGUUUGUGCAAGGCUUGAAGAGGGAAGCUCACCGGGUCAACGUACAGGCUUCUUAAAGCUCUCCGGGCCAUCUAAACCGUGGGGGUGUGCUCUUGCUGGCGACUGUGUUGAAGGUUCCCGCAAUACCAUUCUGUCACUUAACCGUAACCGCAUUAGAAAGAGCCUGUCCUUGAAGGCCAAUUUAGGUAAAGAGUUUCCAGGAAAGUUGAGGAAAACCGAUAGCCCGUGUUCUUCGCAAUGGUUUGUGGAGUCGAUGGAUCAUGCAACCACUUGAUCUUCAACUGAAGUAAGAUGAUUAUGUGCUAGUGCCGACUGGUUUGAUUUACUAUAUAUUUAGGGCACUUAUUGAAUGAGUUGAAAAUGACUGUAGGAGAAAAUGGUGUUUGGAUUUGAUGUUGUUAUCACCACCUUAGUCCUGAUAAGUUUGUAUUCUAAUUAUGGGGAAUUGUUGUAAGAUAUUGCAAAUGAAAACAUGUAGUCAAUAUCGUGUAAUCUUGUGUAAUUUGUAUUUUGGUAUGUGCAAUGAACAUUGCUUUCUUUGAUUUGAUCACUGUGAAACCGGUCAGUUUUGACAUUCUUCCUUUUCUUUCCCAAUCCCAUAUCUCCUUAAGAAUCUUUUUUUAACCCAUGGAUCUAAAU
Molecule: messenger RNA, 2033 nt
Organism: Cuscuta europaea
Lineage: Eukaryota; Viridiplantae; Streptophyta; Magnoliopsida; Solanales; Convolvulaceae
Source: the annotation of a GenBank genome assembly